AUGGACACCUUGGAGUCCGUGGACGCCAUGGAGUCCGUGGACGCCUUGGAGUCCGUUGAUGCCUUGGAGUCCAUGGACGCCAUGGAGUCCGUGGACACCUUGGAGUCCGUGGACGCCUUGGAGUCCGUGGACGCCUUGGAGUUCAUGGACGCCUUGGAGCCCGUGGACGCCAUGGAGUCCAUGGACACCUUGGAGUCCGUGGACGCCUUGGAGUCCGUGGACGCCUUGGAGUCCAUGGACGCCAUGGAGUCCGUGGACACCUUGGAGUCCGUUGUUGCCUUGGAGUCCAUGGACACUUUGGAGUCCGUGGACACUUUGGAGUCCGUGGACGCCUUGGUGUCCAUGGACGCCUUGGAGUCCAUGGACGCCUUGGUGUCCGUGGACGCCUUGGAGUCCGUGGACGCCUUGGAGUCCGUGGACGCCUUGGAGUCCGUGGACGCCUUGGUGUCCAUGGACGCCUUGGUGUCCGUGGACGCCUUGGAGUCCGUUGUUGCCUUGGAGUCCAUGGACACUUUGGAGUCCGUGGACACUUUGGAGUCCGUGGACGCCUUGGUGUCCAUGGACGCCUUGGAGUCCAUGGACGCCUUGGUGUCCGUGGACGCCUUGGUGUCCGUGGACGCCUUGGAGUCCGUGGACGCCUUGGAGUCCGUGGACGCCUUGGAGUCCGUGGACGCCUUGGUGUCCAUGGAUGCCUUGGUGUCCGUGGACGCCUUAGAGUCCGUAGACGCCUUGGUGUCCGUGGACGCCUUAGAGUCCGUGGACGCCUUGGUGUCCGUGGACGCCUUAGAGUCCGUAGACGCCUUGGUGUCCAUGGACGCCUUGGUGUCCAUGGACGCCUUGGUGUCCGUGGACGCCUUGGUGUCCAUGGACGCCUUGGUGUCCAUGGACGCCUUGGUGUCCGUGGACGCCUUGGUGUCCAUGGACGCCUUGGUGUCCGUGGACGCCUUGGUGUCCGUGGACGCCUUGGUGUCCGUGGACGCCUUGGUGUCCGUGGACGCCCUGGUGUCCAUGGACGCCUUGGUGUCCAUGGACGCCUUGGACCCCUUUGUGGGAAAACAUGACUGGUGUAAAUCAUGA
Molecule: messenger RNA, 1077 nt
Organism: Procambarus clarkii (red swamp crayfish)
Lineage: Eukaryota; Metazoa; Arthropoda; Malacostraca; Decapoda; Cambaridae
Product: major royal jelly protein 5-like
Biological process (GO): odontoblast differentiation; dentinogenesis
Cellular component (GO): cytoplasm; nucleus
Molecular function (GO): collagen binding
Source: RefSeq, a predicted model, not a curated record